This is a messenger RNA of Anopheles bellator, 1498 nucleotides long. RefSeq names its product zinc finger protein 62 homolog. The transcript has 3 exons. The record is from RefSeq and is a predicted model, not a curated record. Gene Ontology annotation, biological process: regulation of transcription by RNA polymerase II. Bases 3 to 1472 code for a protein of 489 amino acids. Gene Ontology annotation, molecular function: RNA polymerase II transcription regulatory region sequence-specific DNA binding; DNA-binding transcription factor activity, RNA polymerase II-specific; zinc ion binding. Gene Ontology annotation, cellular component: nucleus. NCBI's taxonomy places the organism in Eukaryota, Metazoa, Arthropoda, Insecta, Diptera, Culicidae.
GAAUGCAUAACUUUUCGCAUCAGUGUCGGCUGUGCUUGGAGAGCUUGGCGGAUACGAAAGUUUUGCCCAUUGCAGACGAAGUGCUGCAAGAAAAGUUGAGACUAUUGUUGGACUUUGAGAUAAUGCCUGAUCUAUCGUGGCUACCAACCAAUGCAUGUAGGAAUUGCGCUGAAAUAAUAGAUAAUUUCAUUGCCUUCAGACAGAAAGUGAAAUCAAACCAAGACUAUUUGAAUUCUCUAAUGGUGGAAAAUGUAGAUUUGAAAGCUUACGGAUCGCUCGAAUCGCUUACGGAAUCCGUGAAUUCGUCACAGGACAUGGAAGCAGUACAUUCCGAAAACAAUGACCUCUUACCGCCAAUAUCUGUAUCUGUCGCGAGCCGUUCUUUUGAAAUAGUUUACUUGCCUCUUGUGGAACAUGAAGAAGUGACCACUUCAACCAGCCCAACCUUUGCAGAAGUGUUGCUUCCUGUAGAAGAUGAAAUCAAGAUGUUCGGCGACCAAUCAGAUGUUCAAUCCGAUACAGACGAAGCCCCCGACAGUCCAAUGUUACAGUCGGACGAGACAGACCUUAACGAUUCUACGAAAAAGCGAAAAAGUAAGAUGUGGAAGGCGCGAGGUCGUCCCCGAAAGCAAUGCUCUAGUUCAUCGUUGAGUGCAGUCGGUAUAGAUAAGAGAAAACGACAAAAUUUUACCGAACAAGACGAGCAACGAUUGAAGGAUUUUUAUAAACUGGUUUGCGAAAUUUGUGAAACAAUUUCGGAUUCGUUUUCCGAUCUACUCGCCCAUUACCGGAAAGAACACAAAACGGAGGGUUUCGUUCGUUGUUGUGACGCAAAAUUUAAGUUUAAAACGAUGGCGCUUCAGCAUGUGCAUGGACAUCUGGGCACGAUACGAUGCGACAUUUGCAAUAAAACGUUCCUCUACGCUAAUUCGCUUAAGCUGCAUAAUCUGGACCGGCAUAGUGGUCCAGAAGCGAAACCAUUCAAAUGCGACAAGUGUCAACGGUCGUUCGCAAGGAAAUCCAUACUAAAAAGUCACCUCAAGUCUCAUGAUCUGAGACCAUGUCCAACAUGUGGAAAGAUUCUGGCAAAACCGAACUUAGCAUCGCAUAUAGAGAGCGUACAUGGUAACCUGCCCAGGCGAGUUCAAUGUCCGCAUUGCUUGAAAUGGUAUAGGGGUAAAUCCGUACUCAAACAGCAUGUUCAGCACGUUCACCUCGAAAAAGGACAAACAUUUCAGUGCGAUAUUUGCCAAAAACCGUUUCCACAUAGCCGCGCACUAGCAUUACAUCGGAAGAGGCAUGAUGAAUCUAAAUUCGAAUGCGAGGUCUGCGGUAAACAGUUUAGGAAGAAAAAUUCCCUGCGGAGACAUGUCGCAGUUCAUACCUACGAACAACCAAAAGCACACUCCGAACUGACUGCCUUGACGCAAGGAGAAAGAGAAAACGAAUCUCCCGAAUGUACAUCAAACUAACCGCCAAAAAUCUUCACGUUUUGUCA